AUGCGACUAAUCUGCGCAGGAACUAUAAGUGUUCCAACUAUGAUGAACAUGAAUGAUAUAAAGAUUCACACUUCUCUAAUUAAUGGACGGCCUAGUGCUGAUGAUCCUUCACGUGCGUUACUGGAAUUCACCUCUGCUCGCUUUAUUCGCCUGAGAUUUCAGAGGAUACGAACACUAAAUGCUGAUUUAAUGAUGUUCGCACACAAAGAUCCCACUGAAAUUGAUCCCAUCGUUACAAGGAGGUAUUACUAUUCUAUAAAAGAUAUUUCAGUUGGUGGCAUGUGCAUAUGCUCAGGCCAUGCGAAGGCUUGUCCGCUUGAUCCAGUGACCAAUAAAUCUGUCUGUCAGUGUGAGCACAACACUUGUGGAGAGACAUGUGAUCGGUGUUGUCCUGGUUUCAAUCAAAAACCUUGGCAUGCUGGGACUUUCCUGGUUAAGCAUGAAUGUGAACCAUGCAACUGUCAUGGGAAGACUGAGGAAUGUUACUAUGAUCAGAAUGUGGCAGACAGAAAUCAGAGUUUGAAUAUUUUUGGAGAAUACAUCGGGGGUGGAGUGUGUGUUAAUUGUACAGGCCACACUGACGGCAUAAACUGUGAGACCUGUGUUGAUGGCUACUUCAGACCUAAAGGGGUAUUGCCAGAUAGCCCAUAUCCAUGCCACCCUUGUUCCUGUGAUCCAAAUGGGUCUUUACAUGAAACCUGUGUCAAAGAUGAAAAACAUGCAGAAGGAGACAUGUUGCCUGGCUUCUGCCACUGCAAGACUGGCUAUGCAGGAGAGCACUGCAGUAGAUGUGCACUGGGUUAUACAGGAUAUCCUGACUGCCUGCCCUGCAACUGCUCAGUGGAAGGCAGUGUGAAUAUUGACCCUUGUGUAGGUCUCUGCGUCUGUAAGGAACAUGUUGAAGGAGAAAACUGUGAUCAUUGCAAAUCAGGCUUCUUCAAUCUGCAGCAAAAUAAUCCCAAAGGCUGUGAGGAAUGUUUCUGCUCUGGGAAAACAAAUGUCUGCACAGGCUCUCACUUUACAUACAGAAAUAUAGAAGACAUGAAUGGUUGGUAUCUAGUUGGCUUAUCUGGUCUCAUCAGAGUUACUCCUAAGCAAAAGAGUACUGGUGGGCGUCAGCAGCUCAGUAUCAACAACGUGUCUGCACGUAAAGUACUGCCACAGACUUAUUAUUGGAGUGCACCCAGUUCUUAUUUGGGCAACAAAGUAAGUGCAGAUGGUACUUGCCUCAAUACUAAUUUGGUUUAUUGGGGAAAAAAAAGUAGGCUUUGAAUGGGGGUGGAACUG
Molecule: messenger RNA, 1287 nt
Organism: Meleagris gallopavo (turkey)
Lineage: Eukaryota; Metazoa; Chordata; Aves; Galliformes; Phasianidae
Source: RefSeq, a predicted model, not a curated record